AUGAAUUAUUUCGCUUGCCCUCUUCAUGAUGGACACUUUCUAUCACUAGUUUGCACUGACAAGUCUUGCAUCGAAUCAUUAAUUUGCCGUAAGAAUGCUUGUGAUCUUCUAGCUCUUUGUGAACAUGCUGAUCAUCAAUCUCAUAACACCUUGCCCAUCAAACUUAUGCUCUAACAAGUAGACGAGGCUGCCAACAACAACUCCGAUGCCACUCAAUAGAGUGUGAUGGAUGUUUCCAUUUUCUUGGAUAAAUCCUAUAAUGAAUGUGUUCGAAUAGUAAAACAAAGUUAUAAAUUGAUAGGUGAAUCGAUUCAAUGAAUAAAUACAAAAUAUUUCAAAGCAGUUGUCGAAGAGAGUAGAAACCUAUUAUCUUGAUCUAAAAAAUCAAAUACGGAAUUUUUCACUUUCCAAGACUCCUAUUCAUUUCUUGCUUGAUUCUCUCAACAUCCCAUCAGAUUUGCCAGAAUUCAAAAAGAAUAUCGAGUAAGUUUCAAAUAAUCAUCACUAGCUAAAUUUUAGAGUAAUAUUCCUUUGGAAAUGGCAUUGCUGUAAGACAAAGUAUAAAUUCAGCAAUUAUGGUUGCUUGCAAGUCGCAGAUUACUCAGCUCAACGAUUAAUUGCAGGACAUUUAAAUUGAUAUCGAUAGUAAAGUUGGAAUUCUGAGUAGCAUUUUCAGAGCACAGCCUGUUACUGCUGCAGAAGUAGUGUAAUCAAUUGCGUUUCAAUUCUCAUAAAAAUUCAAAGGAGCCAAUAUUGGUUUGAGUGGCCAGAACAUGAUUGCUGAAUAAAAGACUUCGGAAUCCAAUGGAUAGCGAUUCAUCAUUUGUGAACCUUGUGUACCCAAAAAUGGAGUUUACAAAUUUGGAUUUAAGAUCAUCAAAUAUGCAGGAUGGAUUGGAGUGGGGGUUUGUCACAGAGACAUCAUUGCGAGUGCCAAUUACAAAUUCAACUACACCAACAUAGGCCAUGGGUACACUUUUAUCAUUAACAUGCAGAUCGUAUUUGAUAUCCAACAAUGCCUACUCUUGGUCUCACUUGCAGAAAGACUUGAAUUCAGCACACAAGUCCUUCGAUUUUGGAGUGGGCGACGUUAUUGUUAUUGAGGUUGACAUCCCGAAGAAGAAAAUUACUUGGUGGAAGAAGAAAACCCAAUUGAAGUUUGUAAGAGAAUACACAUUCUAUUUUUUAGUCCAUGAACUUGGAUACGAACUUAGACUUGUAUCCCUGUGCCAACUUAUGCAGUCCAGGGGAUACUGUUGAAAUUGUCAAUAAGGUUGAGUCUUGAUUU
Paramecium octaurelia is the source of this 1288-nucleotide messenger RNA. Lineage: Eukaryota; Ciliophora; Oligohymenophorea; Peniculida; Parameciidae. The record is from the annotation of a GenBank genome assembly.